This is a messenger RNA of Diaporthe citri, 303 nucleotides long. RefSeq lists its product as uncharacterized. The coding region runs from base 1 to 303 and encodes 100 amino acids. Lineage: Eukaryota; Fungi; Ascomycota; Sordariomycetes; Diaporthales; Diaporthaceae. The transcript is spliced from 3 exons. The record is from RefSeq and is a predicted model, not a curated record.
AUGUCAUACCCAUAUCGUUGGGCAAACAACCUUAAUGAUGCUAUCAGAGCAGGUGAUCCAGUACCGCUUAAGGAAGAGCUGGUCCCUACGGACAAUGUCGGCCGUGCAAUACCUCCGGGAGACGAUGUCUUGGUAAAUAUGGAUAUUAAUUACAAUAAUGGUGACUAUGAUCCCGAUGGAGUGGUAUUUCCUCUACAUGUUCAGGUGCCCAUCUUCAAGGAUCAGAACCUGGUUCUGAAGUCCAAAGACAGCAAUCAGGACUCACCAUCGCACUGGGCCAUGAUAGCCUUGGCAAGUGCUUAG